AUGGCGCCGGCUGCAAAGAAGGCUGCAACGGGGGCUUCUAAGAAGAAGCUCCCGUCAAAUCCAGCGGGGAAGAACCCGAAGAAGACAACCAAGUCGCUGAUCUUUCAGAAGACCCCUCGAAACUUUCGUAUAGGCUGCGAUAUUCAGCCUAGGAGGGAACUAACGAGGUUUGUCAAGUGGCCCAAGUAUGUGCUUCUCCAGCGCCAGAGACGGGUCUUGAUGCAGAGGCUGAAGGUCCCUCCGGCUAUCAACCAGUUCACCCAUACUCUGGACAAGAACCAGACCGGCCAGCUAAUGCGCCUGCUCGCCAAGUACAAGCCAGAAACCCGCGGGGAGAAGAAGGCUCGGUUGAUUGCGGAGGGAGAGAAGCAAGCUGAGGGCGCUCAGGCAACAAGCAAGAAGCCCGUCAUGCUGAAGUUCGGGCUGAACCAUGUCACUGACCUUAUUGAGAUCAAGAAAGCCAAGCUUGUCGUCAUUGCCCAUGACGUUGUUCCCGUAGACCUCGUCUGCUGGCUCCCCGCCCUAUGCAGAAAGAAGGACGUCCCCUACUGCAUCGUCAAGGGAAAGGCGAGGCUCGGACAGCUCGUCCACAAGAAGACAUGCGCCGUCAUUGCCGUUGAUGCCGUCAGAAAGGAGGACCAAGCUGAGCUGGAGGCGCAGUGCAAGAACUACCGAGCGAUGUUCAACGACAACGCCGAGCUGAGAAGACGUUGGGGAGGCGGCCAGUUGGGUAUCAAGUCACAGCACGCACAAGAGAAGAAGCAGAAGCUGAUUGAUGCCGAAAUGAGAAAGAAGGCAGGUCUGCAAAUAGCGUAA
This is a messenger RNA of Eimeria mitis, 816 nucleotides long. Its product is annotated as 60S ribosomal protein L7a, putative. The record is from RefSeq and is a predicted model, not a curated record. Lineage: Eukaryota; Apicomplexa; Conoidasida; Eucoccidiorida; Eimeriidae. Gene Ontology annotation, biological process: ribosome biogenesis. The transcript has 5 exons. The coding region runs from base 1 to 816 and encodes 271 amino acids. Gene Ontology annotation, cellular component: ribonucleoprotein complex.